ACCCAGGGCACUAAAGAAGAAUAAACUCUCACCAUUUGGACAAUCGCAAAGUAACAACAAGAAUAACAACAAGGGAAUUCUGUUUCUACUACGUUAUCUCCGAAACCAUUCUCUGCGCCAUUCUCCCAUCUUCCAACAUUGAAGAUCCAGCAACAACAUUUGGAAGUAUUUAGGUAUUUCCGUACCUCGCAUAUAUCUAUUUAACAUCAACCUCACCUCAUCAUCAAAUACACCACCAACCUUAUCAACCGGAUUGAUCUUACUAGUAGAAUAAUCGCCCGCCACGGUCGCAAGAAUUGUCGCAUUGACCACAUUUCUGCGGGACCUCUAUUCCAUUCCACUGAAUUGAAUUGAUUCAUCUUAUACGCAAUUGGGCUUCUGCCUGAUUUUGCCACUUCGCUUUCGCGUCGACCCACAGCCAUUGGAAUCACAACGAUGGCUGACAAACCAACAUCGCCAACUGGUAUCAAUUCUUUUUCCUCGCCUUCUAAGUUUUCAACUUUUACACGCAACGUGGACAAGACUGCCAUGGCGCCUUUCGCCCCAUCAGUCCAGUCGGGAGUCAAGAAAGCUCUAGACAUCAGUAAUUUGAUGUCACCACCUGAACCUCCUCGAUUUGAUUCAUUCUCUCAAAGACGCGAUUCGAACUCGAUGGGUCCAGCUGUUUCCGACGUUCGACGAUUGCGUCCAAUCCCACCUCUAUCUCCCCCUAUCUCGCCUGCUACUAAAGCUGAUGACCACCCUGCCGAUGCCCCGUCGACAGUCACCCCUAUCAAGGAUCCUAUUCUGUAUCCCACCCAAGAUGCUACCAACUCGCCUCAACAGCGACCAUUAUUUAGUCAAGACGACUCGAUUGAAGUCCGCCGACUUGUGGAUGAACACGUCAAUACCCGACCAGCAGAUUUCUUCAGAGAGGCAACUCCACCAAAGCGGGAGGAUUAUGAGUUGUUCCUGUAUUUCCAUUCGGAGGUCAUGAAGCAAUAUUGCAAAGAUCCAAAGGCGUGGCUGAAACGAGAGCGUGAGUUCUUGCUAGCGGACCGACGGGAUCGAGCACGAAGGAACCCCCUUAAACUUCAGCCUAUUCUUCCUGCCAAGCCGCAACAAAUUCGAAAGGAGACACAACGUGCCAAGGUUGCGAAACCCGCCAAGGUUGUGAAGGCCUCGCAAUCCCAUGCUACAGCCCCGCGUCCGAUUCGAUCCUACCCGCCCACUGCCGCGUCUCAGCCCAAUCGCCUAUCCAGUGCAACGAGCCCUGACCCCUCCCCACGCCGCGCAGUCGCUCCGAAUCGUGAAGACAAGGACUUUGAAUCUCUUCCAAACUACUGCCCACCCACCGACUCGCUCCCGCGCAAAGCGAACAGUCUCAAGGUGGAUUGGAAGGGAACCCCAAUUGACCUAAGCUGCGAUCCACAUCGUCACCUCCUACAUCCCGACGAGAUUGCGCUUGCGGCCAACCUUCGACUUGAUUGUGCUACCUAUCUCACUAGCAAGAGGAGGAUGUUCAUCAGACGCCUAGAAUGUCUUGGCGUAGGAAAAGAGUUCCGCAAGACGGAUGCGCAGCAGGCCUGCAAAAUCGAUGUCAACAAGGCCUCAAAGCUUUGGACAGCUUUCGACAAAGUUGGUUGGCUCGACAAGGUUUGGAUGAAUCCCCAUAUGUAAAAGACCUUCCUAUUUCCCGCAUUCUUGGACUAUCAGCCAGGCAUAGGCUGUCCCAUGAGCGGUACAAACUCCUACCUACCAGCAUAAGGGGUUUAUAGAUUGAGGUAUUCUGUUAUUUUUGCAUAAUGGCUUUCAUCUCAGGUUUUUG
This is a messenger RNA of Hypoxylon fragiforme, 1807 nucleotides long. RefSeq lists its product as uncharacterized. The record is from RefSeq and is a predicted model, not a curated record. Bases 436 to 1659 code for a protein of 407 amino acids. NCBI's taxonomy places the organism in Eukaryota, Fungi, Ascomycota, Sordariomycetes, Xylariales, Hypoxylaceae. Gene Ontology annotation, molecular function: protein binding. The transcript has 2 exons.